Penicillium bovifimosum is the source of this 465-nucleotide messenger RNA. RefSeq names its product hydrophobin family protein. NCBI's taxonomy places the organism in Eukaryota, Fungi, Ascomycota, Eurotiomycetes, Eurotiales, Aspergillaceae. Gene Ontology annotation, cellular component: fungal-type cell wall. The coding region runs from base 1 to 465 and encodes 154 amino acids. The record is from RefSeq and is a predicted model, not a curated record. The transcript is spliced from 2 exons. Gene Ontology annotation, molecular function: structural constituent of cell wall.
AUGCAGUUCUCUCUCUCCGCCAUUGCCCUGGCCUUCGCCAGCCUCGCCGUCGCCAUGCCCACUGAGCACUCCGCCCUCGAGUCCCAGCACGAGGCUCCUCGCUUCAAGGUCCCCGACAGCAUGACUGUCGAGCAGGCCCAGGCCAAGUGUGGUGACCAGGCUCAGCUCUCUUGCUGCAACAAGGCUGUCUACGCCGGUGACACCACCGAUGUCAACUCCGGUGCCCUCGGCGGUCUCCUUUCCAACCUCAUCGGCUCUGGCUCCGGCGCCGACGGUCUUGGUCUCUUCGAUCAGUGCUCCAAGCUCGACGUCCAGAUCCCUAUCCUCAUUGCUGUUCCUGUCCAGGACAUCCUCAACCAGCGCUGCAAGCAGAACAUCGCCUGCUGCGCUAACUCGCCUGGCAGCGCCAACUCUGAUGGUGUCGGUGCCAGCCUUCCUUGCGUUGCCCUCGGCUCCAUUCUGUAA